Molecule: messenger RNA, 4212 nt
Organism: Mya arenaria
Lineage: Eukaryota; Metazoa; Mollusca; Bivalvia; Myida; Myidae
Exons: 9
Coding region: 549-2981 (810 amino acids)
Source: RefSeq, a predicted model, not a curated record
UGGGUAUAUUUAAAUAUUGGAAGUGCCCGUCCGUAUCGCUAAUCAAUCGUCAUGGUUUAUAAGCACAUGAAGAGCAUUGAUUUUCUUUAAAAGCACUCCAUAUUAUUUUGUUUGUAUGGCUGUUAUUAGUUUAUCGAAGUAUUCUACCGUGUCCUAUAAAUCUACUCAACACUUGGCUGCCUAUCAGGCGCAUGCGUGAUUAUAUUUUACAUUAUUUUUCGCAGUGACACGGUAGGCUAUCAUUUUGAAGUGUGGGUUGAAACGGGAUAUAUAGUUAAACACUUUGCAAACUAGAAUUCAGGGAAUUUUCUAUUUAUACAUUUUCUAUUUAACAUAUGUAUUAUUGACUUAUUUGUGAUUAUAAGUGACGCAGUAGGCUAUCAUUUUGAAGUGUGGGUUGAAACGGGAAACAUAGUUAAACACUUUGCAAACUAGAAUACAGUUUAUAGGUAAAUAGAAGGGAGGUGACUUUCUACCAGGUUUAAAUUGAUGAACACUGCUUGAUACCCCAUGAAGUACCAACAUAAUCUAGGGACCUAUUACAAAAAAUGCUGAGACCUGGAAGAAAGUUUCCUGAAAAUCAAAGGUCAAUACAGGCGCUUCUGGCUCUUCAAAUUAUAAACGAACCGAUUUGCAACAUUGUAGAAAGGCAAUUCGAGACGCUACGAUUACUGUGGCUAAAGGAUGCAGAACUCAAAGGCUCUCCGUGUGUAUCGUGCGAGACACAGAACUUAGUUCAAUGUCCAACUAAGAGCAUCUGUUAUGGAACUCCAUGCAUAUACCACGAUACACCGGAACGCCAAACACGAGCAUGCCAAAGUUUAAGUAAGUCGUGUGAAUAUUUUAAAACUCAGAUUAUAAACAGUCACCGAUCAAGAACACCCAACUGGCGAAGGACCGAUGCAAAAUUAUGGUCCAAAAAUGCAACUGAAAUUGCAAAAUGUUUCCUUCCGCAAUUGAAAGGGAAGAAGACUUAUAGCGCAGGUGAUGUCAUCGAUAGCUUAAGCCUUCUUCAUAUCCUUAGAAACUGCACACAUUUUCAAGACUAUUUCUCAUUUGACGUCACUGGAAACAAAAACGUCUUGAGUCAGACGAUCAAGAUUGUGCGUAAAGUUCAAUAUUCAUUAGCCGUGAAAAUAAGCAAAAAUCAAUUAGAUUGUUUGUUCAGAUGUCUACGCAUGCUUUUGAAAGAUGGAAAGUACCUAGGCCACGACUUUAUGGCCCUUUGCGCGUUGGGACAGCUCGAAACGAUUGAGAAAGAAAAGAUGAAUACAAACUGGAUAUAUGAAAGAUCACUUUUGUUUCACCCUCAACGCGAAACAAAGAGUGUGAGUGCCUUCACAACUGCUGUUAAAAGGCUCAAAAGUGAUCCUUCCUUGAAUUCAAGACCUAAUUCUGCUACGAUUGGGUUAGAGAAGCAAUCCGAACAAUUGUUUUAUCAUUGUACAAGUCACACAGAAAACCAGCAAGCGUAUGAAUACUGUAUGAAGAGAAUUCAAAUGGCACUCUCAAAAUGGUCCUGCACGGAAAAGGUUUACAAUGGCAAAUUUGAGCUCUUUGCAUCCAAAGUUGAAUAUCUCGAGACAUUGCUUGGCAAUUCCUGUCAUACAGAACGAAAGGCUGUUUCAGAUAUAUUACGUACUGUUGGUUCGCCCGUCCUUCUUAUUGUUUCUUCGUCUGAUCAAGACAAAGUUGAAAGAUUUUGCAAUCAGAUCACUGGCUACGAAGAAGAAAGGAAAAAUGUAUGCGUUGCAAUAGUUAGUGAUAGGAAUCCAUUGGAUGAACCACACACGGUUCAAACGAGCUGGGGCUUUUUGCGAAGAUGUUCAUAUAUCAGUACUCUAAGAGCUGAUGUUGACGAGCUUUUCGAAAGUUUUAUUUUUAACAUUUACGAGACAAACCUUCAUCUGUAUUUUAAGCGGAAAGACGUCACAGAAAGGAUUGAACAAGAAAUGAUAAAUGAAGCAUUGACGUUGUUCAAAAGAUUCAAGAUAGAAAUACCCCCAUGGCUAGAGGAGUUUGGGAGAAGACUUCAAGAUAAAGAAAGUACAAGGAGACUUGUAUCUUCCUUCACUCCAGCUUUAAGGAGAUUUAGAGACCUGCCGUUUGUGUUUGAUUGUGUGCCGAGAACAGACCACAUGGUUAUAAAAUUGAUGGAGACGGAAGUAGAUGAAGAAAAAUCACAGCAUGCACGAAAUGUAAAGAAAAUCUUGAAUGAGUGUAAGCUUUCUGAGGAACAAUAUCGGAUAACAUUUGUGACAGUUACAAAAUACGCCGACUACAAGUACAAAAGUGGCGACGAAGUUCAAGUAAAGGACAGAACAGGUACAAUGAGCGGAUUUGCAAAGAUGAAUGAUUCCAAAAAGGACGAACUUGUUGCAAUAUUUUCAAACCAUGUAGCCGAAGAAACUAAUCCUGAAUCAAAAACAUUCUCAACAACGUUAAACAUGCAGAAGGACAAUGUGGGAGAAAUCCUUCUCAGGCCAAAGGGAGAUCUUAAGGCGGACGUUGCCAUUGCCAAAAUACACCCAUGCAAAGUGUCUGAUUGUGAUAAGAAAUUUAGGGAUGAAAAAGGUAAACGACUUUACGCAGUCCCUUUGACAGAAGCGGAGUUGGAUGACAGUACGUACGAACGAGUUCACUUCUGGGGCGCUAAGACUAAACCAGGCAUCGGGCAAAUUCAAGAAGUUGGGGUGUUGCAUGAAGGUGGAAGAAAUCACAUAUAUAUAAACGGCACUUCGGAGAAUUGCAACGAUUGGCAGAAAGGUGAUAGCGGUGCCAUGAUUCUCAAAGAAAAACACAGAAGUGAAUCAACUCUUAAAGCAGUCGGAACGUUUAUGGGACAGACCUGUGAUGAGGACGAAGGCCAAAAGUAUAUUGCAACACCUCUACAUCUUGGCUUGGCUGUCCUAUCUGAAACUUAUAACGCAACAUUUUCUCUUUUUGGAAAAGACGCAGAAGAUCACGAAAACAGUCCUUGAGAUCAGUUUUGUAUCUUGAUGACAGUUCAAAUAGUGGUAAUGGUAUAAACAUGGUUUUACCAGUUCAUGUUUGAUACAUGAGUUCGUUUCCUUAUCUUUAUUUUACAUUUGUUAUAAUUAUUUUAAAUUGCAUAAUAAUGAGGACCUUGUCCCAAUUUCACGAAAUUACUUAAGUCAAAUCUCAAUCUCAAUCUCAACUGAUAUAACCACAUGAAAACAUAGUAUUAUUAAAAAUCUUUCAUGUUUUAUUCUUUUUGAAAACGUACUUUCUCAUGGGAUGUGUUACUGAAAGAUUUUGACAAUAUUUCAAAGAAAUCUUAUUCUAGAGCAAAACGUAUACUUGAGUAAUUGAUACAAGGCAAUGAAUUAUACUCAAGUACAUUUUUGGCUGUUUAUUUUUUUUCCAUUGGAAUCUAGACCAAAGGUUUCAAUCAACAUAAUUAAUGAUACAAUGCGGUAUAAAAAUGUGUAAAAACAAAUAUAUAUUUUCAAUAUGUUUAAUGAAAUAUGGUAAAAUGAGUUGAGAUUGAGUUUGAGAUUUGACUUAAGUAUUUUUCGUGAUAUUGGGACCUGUUAUCUGUUAAGAUAACGGAGUUUGUACAUCGGAUUGAGGUUACGAUGUUCAGUUUGACUAGAUUUUCUCCAUUAUAAGGAAGACUUUGUCAUUGUUAAAUUGUUUAUGAUAUUAUUUAUUUGAGAUCAAAAUACUAACUAAAAUGAUGUUCCCAAUCAUGGUUUUUGUAUCAUGAAACGUUGAGUAGUUGUGACUGUUUGUUAGAAUUGUGAACUUAGAAUGUUCAUAAUGUUUUUGUGUUUGUGUAGGACACAGCGACGUCGGCUUAAAUUGGUAUAAGAUCAAAUUCCAUUAUUGAGUUUCAACUAUUCAUUAAUCUGAUACUCGUAAUGACAUAACUCAUAUGACAUGUUCGACCUCAUAUUGAUGAUCUCUAACUAUAUAGCUACAUAAACGUACAGUUCCGUUACACUGUGUGAACUCAUUUUUGUUUGAUCCCAUACGUAUAAUAAUGUACAGCGCCGAAACUCACAACGGGUUUUGGUCUAACCCUAGUAUGAGUACUGACCUUGAAGCAGGUAGCAUCAUAAAUGCAAACUUGAUAUGUUGAUGUACGUGAUUUUGCUUUUGUUGUUUAAUAUUUGGUGAAAUAUCCUAACCUGAUCUCGUCUUAUAUGACAAUAUGUUAUGUAUUACAUGUGCAUGAUUCAAUUUGAA